Messenger RNA from Mesorhabditis belari, 495 nucleotides. The record is from the annotation of a GenBank genome assembly. NCBI's taxonomy places the organism in Eukaryota, Metazoa, Nematoda, Chromadorea, Rhabditida, Rhabditidae.
AUGACCUCUGUGAGAGAAUGCGAGGUGAGAAAUGAGCGAUUGAAGCUCAAAUCUGCUCUCAAACGCUACCAAGCACUGCAACGAUUCGUCGACUUUUCACAAAAAUUAGAGGAUUUUUGCAAAUUCAUCGACGACGAUUCAUUGGGUCCACCUUUCACUCAAAUUGAGGCUUUCCGUUUGAUCCUUUUGCUCAAGUCGAUUGAGAUUUGGGAAAGACAAAUGAAUGGCGAAAUGGCGAGAUUCGCGUGGUGGAAAUGUGAACAUCCGGGAGAAGCGGUUGAUCGGCUGUGGAAUGAGGGGAUUGAUCAGGCCCUCUUCCACCUGAUCUCUUGGUCGUUCAACGUACGCUUUGAGAUCUUUGCCACUUCACCGAAAAUGAAAUCCACUCGCGAUCCCUCCCCACAACACUACACAAUCGGUGAGAGGCGAUCGAUGCCGAUUCACUUCAUUCAACACGAAAAUCUUUUUCAUCCACUCUAUCGUGUCCCCGAUGAU